AUUACAGCUAAUCGAUUACUGUAUAGAGUUGUUUGUUGAUAUUGAUAAAUUGUGUUGUGUUGUUGUUGCAGCGUAUUAUUAAAACUACACUUCUUUCUGCAGACAAUGACCACAAAUCAUGCAAGAUUCAUAGCAAGAACUGUUAUGGUGAAGAAUGGCAAUGUUGACGACGCCUGUAAGCUGUUAAAUAGAAUUUUGGGGAAGGAAGGCAUAUUUGAUCAGUUCAGGAGGAUACAGUAUUAUGAAAAACCAUACCAAGUGAGAAGAAGAGUUAACUACGAAAGGUGUAAGGCAAUUUAUAAUGAAGAUAUGAGUCGCAAGAUACAAUUCGUUAUGAGAAAAAAUCGUACGGAACCCUUUCCGGGAUGUUAUUAAUGUAGGCCUUGCAAUAUCUUGUUUUCUGUAGUGUCAGCUGCUUUGUUGGUAAUGUUUCUCAUAAAGUUGGUUUAUUUCUUUCGCAGUUGUUAAAGAAAUGUUUGCCAGGAAACUGUAGAAAAAAAUCUGCAAGUUUUGUGAAUGAAGUAAUUUAUUAAUCAGUUUCAUUGGUUUCUUGUAUGGGUAAAUUAUAUUAAUAAGUCAACCGUUGUAAUGAAGUUGCUAGUCUUACAUUUUUCAAGUGCUAUUUGGUCACUGAAAACUAAAAUAAUACAAAAAAAUCAGAAUUUUUGUAAAAAGAGUGUGUAUUCAAGAGAUGGAAAUUAGUGGAGCAUGUGUCAAUAUUACAGUCAUCUGCAAAGACUGCUAGUGGUUUUUUUUACCCAAGCCUAUCUGUAAUUAAAGAUGUUUUGAAAAAUGAAUCUAGUGUACCUUACCCAUUUUUCUCUACAUGUGUGAGAUAAUAUUAAAAAUUUGUUACAAAGAAUGAUUUAAUAAUAAGUAAUUGGGAAAUUA
Messenger RNA from Schistocerca serialis cubense, 891 nucleotides. It is a transcript of the gene mRpS21, whose product is annotated as 28S ribosomal protein S21, mitochondrial. The record is from RefSeq and is a predicted model, not a curated record. The transcript has 3 exons. Gene Ontology annotation, molecular function: structural constituent of ribosome. Bases 106 to 375 code for a protein of 89 amino acids. Gene Ontology annotation, biological process: translation. Gene Ontology annotation, cellular component: ribosome. NCBI's taxonomy places the organism in Eukaryota, Metazoa, Arthropoda, Insecta, Orthoptera, Acrididae.